GCGACAUAACCUCACUUCUUUUCCUAUUACUUUUAAAUGUAACGCACUUGAAAUCAAACUUCUCUUUGACGAAAAUGGUUAAUAUUACCAAGGAGCAAAUAUUAGCAAUAGGUGCCGUGUUAAAGGAUGAUAAUCGUCCACUUAAAGAACGUUUCCGCGCUUUGUUUACACUAAGAAAUAUCGGCGGACCCAUAGCCAUUCAUUGCAUAUCGGAUUGCUUUAGGGAUACUUCGGCGUUAUUAAAGCACGAGUUAGCCUACUGUCUAGGCCAAAUGCAAGAUGAGGAAGCAAUUGCAGCAUUGGUAAAAGUUUUACAAGAUACAAAUCAAGAACCGAUGGUCCGCCACGAAGCAGGUGAAGCGUUAGGGGCAAUUGGCAAGCAGGAAGUCGUUUCCAUUCUGGAAACUUUUGCCAAGGAUCCUGUCGUAGAAGUUUCGGAAACUUGUCAACUUGCAUUAGAACGAAUAAAGUGGCUGUGCAGUGCCAAUCAGGAACAACUUUCACAAAAUCCUUAUGCUUCGGUAGAUCCGGCACCCCCUGCGUCCGUAUCGAACGUUGCUGAAUUACAAGCGACACUAUUAAAUGACAAGGAAACCCUCUUUAAUCGUUAUAGAGCUAUGUUUGCGUUGAGAAAUAUGCACACUAAAGAAUCCGUGCUUGCGCUCAGCACCGGUUUGAAAUCGGGUAGUGCUUUAUUUCGUCACGAAAUUGCCUUCGUGCUAGGCCAGCUGCAAGAUGAGGUGAGCGUGCCUUUCUUGAUUGAGUCAUUGGAAGAUUGCGACGAAAAUGAAAUGGUCAGGCACGAGUGUGCCGAGGCACUUGGUUCAAUCGCAAGUGAUGAUUGUUUCAGCGUAUUAACCAAGUACUUGCAUGAUAACAAGCGAGUGGUUAAGGAGAGUUGCGAAAUUGCGUUGGACAUGUGCGAAUACGAGAAUAGUCCCGAAUUUCAAUAUGCAAAUACUUUACAAGCCAUGUCGUGAUUUCAAUUGUAUUACUGUACAUAACUAUGUAUACACAAAAUUAUUUAUAUUAAACUUGGAUGCAUUUAUUAUAUAA
Photinus pyralis (common eastern firefly) is the source of this 1056-nucleotide messenger RNA. It is a transcript of the gene nero, whose product is annotated as deoxyhypusine hydroxylase. Gene Ontology annotation, molecular function: deoxyhypusine monooxygenase activity. Lineage: Eukaryota; Metazoa; Arthropoda; Insecta; Coleoptera; Lampyridae. Gene Ontology annotation, biological process: peptidyl-hypusine biosynthetic process. The record is from RefSeq and is a predicted model, not a curated record. The transcript is spliced from 2 exons. The coding region runs from base 75 to 980 and encodes 301 amino acids.